This is a messenger RNA of Linepithema humile (Argentine ant), 2231 nucleotides long. Its product is annotated as protein MTO1 homolog, mitochondrial. The record is from RefSeq and is a predicted model, not a curated record. NCBI's taxonomy places the organism in Eukaryota, Metazoa, Arthropoda, Insecta, Hymenoptera, Formicidae. Gene Ontology annotation, cellular component: mitochondrion; cytosol. Gene Ontology annotation, molecular function: flavin adenine dinucleotide binding. Gene Ontology annotation, biological process: mitochondrial tRNA wobble uridine modification; tRNA methylation.
UGAAUUACAGUUUUCUUCUUUUUUAUAUUUGUAAGGAAAAUGUAACUCGAUUUUAUAUAACUUUCUUGCAAGUUGCUGUUAUUAUUUUCAUUGCUGUAACUCGUAACAUAUGUACCUGGCGUCGAAUUUGUAAUCUGUUACAAGAUAUAAUACUUCGUACAUGUACUGCAAUAUUUUACAUUAAUAAAAACUAUAAAGAGUACAUCAGUGAAACAAGAUGAUUCUUAUAAAGAUUAGAACGUCCUUAUUUAGUGCACGUUUUGCACGAAAACGGAUAUUGAGAAGAUUAAUCACAAACAACAGCACAGAAAAAUUUGAUGUGAUUGUUGUCGGUGGCGGUCAUGCUGGAACUGAAGCAUCUGCAGCUGCUGUCAGAAUGGGUGCAAAGACACUAUUAGUUACUCAGAAGAAGAGUACUAUAGGAGAGAUGUCGUGUAAUCCGUCUUUUGGUGGAAUUGGAAAGGGCCAUCUGAUGAGAGAAGUGGAUGCUUUGGAUGGAGUAUGUUGUCGAAUAUGCGAUAUUUCAGGAAUACAUUACAAAGUUCUGAACAAGAGCAAAGGACCGGCGGUUUGGGGUCUCAGAGCUCAAAUCGAUAGGACAUUAUACAAAAAACAUCUUCAAGCUGAACUCUUCAAUAUGCCUGGCUUACAUAUCUACGAAUCUUCCGUGGAAGAUCUGAUUUUAGCGAAUGAUCCUUUAUCAUGCAGUGGAGUAAUUCUAAAAGAUGGAACGAAGAUAUCUAGUGAUGCGGUAGUUAUAACCACAGGCACUUUUUUGAAAGGCCAAAUAAACAUCGGAUUGGAAAAAAGACCAGCAGGUAGAUUAGACGAUGAACCCAGUAUUGGUUUGGCAAAUACAUUAGAUAGACUUGGAUUUCGAAUAGGAAGAUUGAAGACUGGCACACCACCAAGGCUAGAAAAAGAAAGCAUCGACUUUACUAAGUGUGCGGUAUAUUUAGCGGACAAUUCUCCUAUACCGUUCUCAUUUAUGAAUGAUAAAGUAUGGUUACCACCCGAUAAACAAGUACUAACACAUAUAACGUAUACGAAUGAGAGCGUCGCGAAAAUCAUAAAAGAUAAUAUGCACUGUAAUUUGCAUGUCACAGAGGAAAUAUCGGGUCCACGAUAUUGCCCGAGCAUAGAGAGCAAGAUUUUGCGAUUCAAAACGCAUAAACAUCAAAUCUGGCUGGAGCCGGAAGGCCUGGACUCGCCAUUGAUUUAUCCGAGCGGAUUGUCGUGUACUUUACCGGAAGAGAAGCAAGUAGAACUUGUUAAAUGCAUCCCAGGAUUGGAAAACACUCGUCUAGUAAGACCUGGUUACGGUGUCGAGUACGAUUACAUAGAUCCCAGAGAAUUGACCUCUCAAUUGGAGACGAAAAUUCCGGGUUUAUUCCUCGCGGGACAAAUUAACGGUACAACCGGUUACGAGGAAGCUGCCGCGCAGGGCAUCGUCGCAGGUGUUAAUGCAGCCGCUAAGGUGUUUAAGAAACCGCCACUUCUGAUAAGUCGAACUGAGGGUUACAUCGGCGUCCUCAUCGACGAUCUAACGACGGAAGGCACCACAGAGCCCUACAGAAUGUUCACCAGCAGGUCGGAGUUUCGAGUGAGCCUGCGGCCCGACAAUGCUGAUCAGAGAUUGACCGAGAAGGGUUAUAUGAUUGGCUGUGUUUCGGACGAGAGGAUCAACAAGAUGAGAGAGACUCUUAGCAGGAUGCAGGAAACUAUACAGAUACUUAAGAGUGAAGUGCAGUUGUUAUCCAAGUGGCGAAAAUUGUUAAAGAUGAAAGUUUCUAAAAACUGCGGCCCUAAAUCGGCCUUCGAGAUGUUAUCCAUGACGAAUGACAAAAUGACGUUUGCGCGAUUAAAGAAGGCAUUGCCACACUUAUUAGGCCAUCUGGAUGGAGAUUCCACUCUGGCAAAAAGAAUAGAGAUAGAGGCAACAUACGCUCAUGUCGUUGCUGAUCAGCAACAUGAAGUAGACGAUCUAAGGAGAAACGAGCAAAUGAUUAUACCCGCUGAUAUUAACUAUAAUAGUCUUGAAUUAAAUUUAUCUAAUGAAGAUCGAGAGAAACUCAGGAAGCAUCUUCCACACACGAUUGCGGCAGCCAAUAAAAUUUCUGGCGUAACACCUUCAGCUGUAUUAAGGUUACUUAAUUAUAUUAGACAUCAACAAAAUCUUGGAACAUAAUGCUUUAUUAUAAUAAUGAGAAAUAAAUAAAACUUCUAUGUUA